CUAUACCAUUAUAGCUCUUUAUCAACAAUGAAUUUGUUGAUGCUAAAUCGGGCAAAACCUUCCCCACCUAUAACCCAGCAACCGAAAAAGUGAUUGCUCAAGUAGCAGAAGGUGAUAAGGCUGAUGUUGAUUUGGCUGUAGAGGCUGCCAAGAAAGCUUUCCAUAGGAAUUCGGCAUGGCGUAAAAUGAGUCCUUUGCAGCGUACCGAUUUAAUGAUGAAACUUUGUGAGUUAAUGGACCGUGAAAAGAAUUUAUUGGCCAGUUUGGAAAGUUUAGAUAAUGGCAAACCUUUUGCUGAGGCCUUAUUCGAUGUGGAAAUUUCUAUUAUGACCUUGAAAUACUAUGCCGGCUGGACCGAUAAAUUCUUUGGUGACACUAUUCCUGCUGGUGGUUUUAUUUCGAUGACCAAAAAAGAACCCAUUGGUGUAGUAGGUCAAAUUAUUCCCUGGAAUUAUCCUUUGCUUAUGUUGUCCUGGAAAUGGGGUCCUGCCUUGGCAGUUGGUUGCACUAUUGUCAUGAAGCCCGCUGAACAAACUCCCUUGACCGCUUUGCACAUGGCCGCCUUGGCUAAGGAAGCUGGCUUCCCUGCUGGUGUUAUUAAUAUUAUUACUGGUUAUGGUCCCACUGCUGGAGCUGCCAUCUCUGAGCACCCAGAAAUUCGCAAGGUGGCCUUUACCGGUUCGGUGGAAAUUGGGCGUGUAGUUAUGGAAGCUGCUGCCAAGAGUAAUUUGAAGCGUGUCUCUUUGGAAUUAGGUGGCAAGAGUCCUAUUUUUGUAUUCGACGAUGCUAACGUUGAUUUGGCCGUUGAUAUUUGCCACGAUGCCUUAUUCUCCAAUCAUGGUCAGAGUUGUUGCGCUGGUAGUCGCACUUAUGUCCACGAAAAGAUUUAUGAUGAAUUUGUUGCUAAAGCUGCUGCCAAAGCUAAAGCCCGCAAAGUUGGCAAUCCCUUCGAUAAGUCGGUUUUACAAGGUCCCCAAAUCGAUAACGAGAUGUUGACUAAAGUUUUGGGCUACAUUGAAAGUGGUAAACAGCAAGGCGCUAAAUUACAAUGUGGUGGCAAUCGUAUUGGUGAUGUAGGCUUCUUUGUUGAGCCUACGGUUUUCUCGGAUGUGAAAGAUGAUAUGAAAAUUGCCCAAGAAGAAAUCUUCGGUCCCGUUCAAUCCAUUUUCAAAUUUAGCUCCAUGGAUGAAAUUAUUGAACGUGCUAACAAUGUCAAAUACGGCUUGGCUGCAGGUGUCAUUACCAAUGACAUAAACAAGGCAAUGCAUUUUGCCAAUAAUGUCGAUGCCGGAUCCGUAUGGAUAAAUUGUUACGAUGCUGUUUUGCCACAAACUCCUUUCGGCGGCUACAAACAAUCGGGCAUGGGACGUGAAUUGGGCAAAGAUGGUUUGGAUAAUUAUUUGGAAACUAAAACCAUAACCAUGAAAUUGGUUUAAGGAGAUUGAUCAAGAAGACUGCAAGGGUAAGAAUGUUGUACUCAGAUUUUGAAGCACAAUCAGUAUGCAUUGAAAGAAACAAUAAAACUUCCAUUUACUUUUUAACAA
Molecule: messenger RNA, 1544 nt
Organism: Lucilia sericata (common green bottle fly)
Lineage: Eukaryota; Metazoa; Arthropoda; Insecta; Diptera; Calliphoridae
Product: aldehyde dehydrogenase 9
Exons: 5
Coding region: 186-1436 (416 amino acids)
Molecular function (GO): aldehyde dehydrogenase (NAD+) activity
Source: RefSeq, a predicted model, not a curated record